AUGUUCGUCAACGCCGCCCAACUCGACGUCGCCGGUCCUCGUCCAACUGCUCUGCCUCCUCCAUCAAUAUUGGGCGUUCUGCGUCGCCCCAGGCCCGUCGACGACAGGCAUCCCGAGCUAGAAAAAAAGCUGGAGAAACUGGACCCCAUUCCCGACCUGCACAAUUUUCCGACCAGGGAUGGGGCGACUACUCCCUGUUCAUCGAACGAUGUCUCCACCUCAGCGCACCAACGUUCUCGAGGGGAGAGCAACUUUGAUGACUUGCCCACUUGGGAUUCGGAGUUUGAUUUUAGCGUAGAGGACCUGCGAACGUGGGUACGCGACUCGCUCGACCAACUUGCACACCUUCGAUCAGAGGUCUCGGCACGUUUGCCCGACUUGGAAGAGGUGAAAAGCCAUUUCCCAGACUUCGAAUUCGAUUUUGAGCUCCCAAAUCUCAAUGUUGACGAGUUUCUCGCCCGACUUUCCCGCAUGGAAGUCCCUAACCUCUCGUCCUCGUUCGGAGAUGUGAAGAGCCGUAUUGGAGAUUUGGGAUACGAAUACCUCCCCGCGCUUUCAGAAAGACUUUCCAACCUUCAUUCGCAUCUCAAGAGCAGGAGUUCGCAAUUGCCGAACGGCUCCGAGUUCCGGACCAUGGCUUUGGACAAGGCGAAUACGAUACUACGAGACUUUAUUGACACCCUCAUGUAUAACGAGGAGGACUCUCCUUUGGAGAGGACAAGAGUCAUCCUCGAGGUCGAGCAGACCGCUGUUCAGGUACAGCAGGCCUUGCGAACAUCCAUGCCCUUGAAAUGGCGGAAUAACGAGCAUGUACUUCAUGGCUACAGAUUCAUACCCGCUUCAGAGUGGCCCACCUUAUUAUUAUCCACCUUCCAUCUUCACAACGAAACAGCGAACAUUCACACCCAUCUCCUCCCCCUGCUUAUCCUUGGACCCAUGUUCGCUUAUGAAGCGUAUACCGCCACCUCGGCUCUGACCGUACUACCCACGACCCUCUUCUCCAUUUUCGCAAUGCUCUGUCUCAUCACUUCAGUGGCUUGGCAUAUAUGCGCUGGUUGUGCCUCCCCUCAAGUGAUGGAGACUGCCGCCCGAAUCGACUAUCUUGGGAUCGGAUGGCUGAUCUCCGCAUCGAUCGCAACAGUCGUCUACUACAGUUUUUCAUGCCGUAAAAUGGCAUUCAGCAUCUACCUGAGCAUGAACAUCCUCGCCGGUCUAGCGGGGAGCAUCUUGCCCUUCAUGCAAUGGUUCAACGAGCGCAAGCACAAGAAGUGGAGGAUUCUUCCUACAUUGCUGGCCUGUCAUUCUACGCCUUCCACUUUCCCGAAUGCUUGUGGACAACUCACCACCACGGCAACAGCCACUCUGUGUACGAAAAGGAGUACAAAGCCAAGGCACUACCUGCAAGAUGGACAGAUUGGGUCGGGGGAGGAAGUCACGCCAUUUGGCACACUUUUAUUAUCGCCGCUAUUUUGUUACAUAGAAAUGCGAUUCCUACACUCACCAAGGGGCUGGGAGGGGAAUGCUGUGAUGUCUGGGGACGGUACUGACGAGCUAUGUAUUAUCUUUGAUAUUCUUUUUAGACAAAAACUGGGACGAUGGUUUCCGGAUACCCCGGCUGCCAGCCCGAUCGAUGGUGGCACCAUCGAGUGUAUCUGA
Messenger RNA from Acaulospora colombiana, 1656 nucleotides. The record is from the annotation of a GenBank genome assembly. Lineage: Eukaryota; Fungi; Glomeromycota; Glomeromycetes; Diversisporales; Acaulosporaceae.